AAUAUUUCAUAAAACGAAAGCACUCGCAUAAAUCCUCCUUGAUCACCAGCUUGAAAACAAUACUCAGCUAUGGAGGACGAUGAAGCCAUCGAAAAUGACCCUAUUCUACAAAAAUUGCGACAAAAAAAGAGCAAAAAAGUAGUCGAGUGGUUUCGUAACCUUUCUUCGUGCUUCUUGAAACCUGAUCUGCUUAUUUCUCAAGCGUUUUGUAUCUUUCUUUACGGUUCUUUUGGUGCUAUAACGCCGUAUUUACCGCUUUAUCUCAAGAGAUACAACUUAGCUGCUUAUCAAGUUGGCAUCAUUUUAGGUUUGUCACCGAUUGUACAAUGUAUUGUUUCACCUGUAUGGAUGGCCAUUGCGGGGAAAUGGAACGCGCAGAAGCUAGUCUUUCUUGCUGGAGUUUUGUCGAUGCUGGUCAAAUUGUUACUAUUUCUUGCUGUGGAACCACAUAAACAAAUCUGUCUACAAAGUUAUGUAAAUUCUUCUACUAAUCUAACUUACACUCGUUCGAUGGUGUAUACGGACUCGAUGAAAGAAGAAGAAGUCAAAUGGACUGUAGUCAAACGAACAACCAGCAAGAAAUCGCUCAAAACAACAGCGUCUCCUGCUAGAGAUGUAAGCAAUGAUGACAUUAUAAACGUCAUGGAAAAACUACCGAAGUCUUGGACGUCAAGACAUCUCAUGGCAGGAUCUCCAGUAAUCAUUAAAAGUGUCUUGCCUUCGACGGUUGUGAUAAAAAAAGGCUCUAGAUUGGAUCCAACCCUGAACGCCACUGUUCAUUAUACUAUAACAGGAGAUAAAGACGAAGUAUACGAUAUCUUUCUUAUUUUCCUUCUUUUUACUUUGGUUUGUGACUUUUUACAAGCUCCAACGUUUGGACUAGGAGAUGGCUCUGUGUUUAAUAGCUUGGAGGACAGUUUUCGCUCUUCUCCUACAAAAAUGCACUUCACGGGGUCCCUUGGUUGGGCUGGCACGGCUUUAGUCGUUGGAGCAAUCGUCUAUGGUUCAAAUGCUCUUCGCUGUGGCUUCUACGGCUUCACCUAUUACGCUGCGUUUUAUUUCAGCAUUGGUUUUGUUUGCAUGGCUUUUACUAACGCCCUGUGGUUUGAGUACGUCGACGAUACUAAAAAAUCUGACACUGGCUGUGCCACCUGGAAAAAAUCCUUCAAGACCUUCUGCAAACCCAAACAUCUAAUCUUUCUACUGGGCUUGGUGUACAUUAGCUUAUGUACAGGUUUUCUUGUGCCUUUUCUAAACUGGUACAUCGAUGAUCUUGGUGCAAGUCCUUUAGUUGUGGCAGCACUUUGUUCAACGAGAGUUCUCGUUAUUUUCAUAUCUUACCAAUUCGCAAAGACCAUGGUACCUAUACUUGGCAAGGCUAAUGUGACUCUGUUCUCUCUGAUGUGUUAUACCGUCUGUUUCUUCUGUUAUUGGCUGAUACAGAAUAAUUGGGUUGUGGUAGCAAUUGUUGUAAUUGAAGGAGUUUCGUUCGCCUUCGUCUGGCGUUGCUGUGAUCAUUUCGUUAGACACUUGAAUGUCUCCGAAAACGUCGCUUCCCUCACUAAAGAUCUGCUAUCUGCAAUUUUCUGGGGCGCUGGACAAGGUCUUGGAUCGAUAAUUGGUGGAUCCUUGUAUGACUUCCAAGGAAGGAACACUUUUUGCACUUUAGGCGUAUCAACAAUUGUUUUACUUCUUGUACUGGCUGCAAUUCUUUGCUACAUACAACCURACCCAGAAGAAGACGAGGAAUUUGAUGAUGAUUAUGAUGAUGAUGACCAGAAGAAAAACAAUAUCGAUUAUGGACGUUAUGACGAUUACAGAGAAUCAUUCGAUGAUGGCAAUGAUGGUGGUGAUGGUAAUGAUGAUAAUGAUGGUUGUGAUGGCAAUGAUGGCGAUGAUGUUGGUGAUGGCAAUGAUGGUGGCGAUGGUAAUGAUGUUGGUGAUGGUGAUAAUGACGGUCAUAAUGUUUAUAAUGAUACUAGGGAACUGGACGAAAGCAGCCAGCAAUACGAUGAUGAAUUGAAUAGCGACAAUUUAGAAAACUACUGAAAACUAGGCAAACACCUAAACUAUAUAUCACAAAAUGAACUGUUAAUAGAUUCUCUUAAAUAAUUGAUGUUAUUUAAUGCUAAUUAUAAUUGAUGUAAUAAAGCAUACCUUG
Exaiptasia diaphana is the source of this 2161-nucleotide messenger RNA. Its product is annotated as major facilitator superfamily domain-containing protein 6. The coding region runs from base 70 to 2049 and encodes 659 amino acids. NCBI's taxonomy places the organism in Eukaryota, Metazoa, Cnidaria, Anthozoa, Actiniaria, Aiptasiidae. The transcript has 2 exons. Gene Ontology annotation, cellular component: membrane. The record is from RefSeq and is a predicted model, not a curated record.